Molecule: messenger RNA, 2354 nt
Organism: Eurytemora carolleeae
Lineage: Eukaryota; Metazoa; Arthropoda; Copepoda; Calanoida; Temoridae
Product: heterogeneous nuclear ribonucleoprotein K-like
Exons: 12
Coding region: 20-1225 (401 amino acids)
Biological process (GO): regulation of transcription by RNA polymerase II; regulation of mRNA splicing, via spliceosome
Cellular component (GO): nucleus; cytoplasm
Molecular function (GO): mRNA binding
Source: RefSeq, a predicted model, not a curated record
CUAAAGUUACAGAUAUAUAAUGAUGAAUAAGCGCGGCGGGGAUUUUGACUACAAUGGCGGAGGUGGCGGUAAGAGAGCAAAGGGCGGUUUCGGCGGUAAAAUAGGAAUGAGAAUUAUGGUUCCCUCAAAGAUGGCCGGAUCUCUAAUUGGUAAGGGAGGACACAACAUUCAAAACCUCAGAACCUCCUUCAACUGUAAUGUCCGUAUUCCCGACUGCCCUGGGCCGGAAAGGAUUCUCGAGAUUACAGGUGAGGAUUGGGAGAGUGUAUACAACUGUCUCUCUAGUUCUAUUCCCUACCUCUACGAGUGCCCAAAUGGAGAAGAUGACGGCCAGGAGAAAGAGUUGAGGUUUCUGAUACAUCAGUCUGCUGUGGGUGGUAUUAUCGGUAAGGGUGGAGAGAAGAUUAAGGAGAUCAGGAAUACAUCUGGAGCUAACGUCAAGGUUUUCCAGAACCCAGCUCCUCAGUCCACGGAUAGAUGUGUCCAGGCGAACGGUACACUAGAGAAGCUAGUAUUGGCAGCAAGAGAAGUUUACGACGUGGUUCAGAACACUGAGAUUAAGGGAGGUGAAGCCAUCUAUGAUCCCAUUAACUUUGAUGCAUUUUUCGCCAGUGAGUACGGCGGGUUCGGCGGGGGAGCCGAUGGACGUAAAGCAAUGGGCGGUGGUCGAGGCGGACGUGGAGCGCCAAGAGGAGGUCCACUCCGAGGUGGACCCAUGGGAAUGCGCGGUGGUACAAUGGGCGGACCCAGAGCAGGAUUUGGCGGAGGGUUUGGUGCUCCCGGAUAUGUAGAUGAUGGAUACGGAGGAUACGGAUUAGGACGAGGCCGAGGUGGGUUCGGAGCUCCUGCGGGUCCUCCAUACGCUCCUGGUCCAUACGGAGGAUACGGCGAGGAUGAGUGGGGCGGCGGAUUCGGAAUGGGUGGAAACGGAAUGGCGGCAACUGCCGCAGGAACUGGAGCUGAACUGGAGUUCUCUGCUUCUGAAGCUGAAUCUACGCAGGUUACUAUACCCAACGAGAUGGCUGGUGCAAUUAUUGGACCUGGUGGACAGAGAAUAAGAAAAAUAAGAAACGAUUCAAAGGCCACUAUCACAAUAGCUGAACCUGUGGGUGGAUCUAAGGAAAGAGUUAUCACUAUUGCAGGUGAUCCUGAAGCUAUUCAAACUGCGCAGUACCUUCUUCAGCAGAGUGUUCGAGAGCAUUCAUCGGGAUUUGUCGGGUACUAAAUACCCCCUGAGACUCAUUUAUCAUGUCGGGUACUAACUCCCCCUCGAGACCCCCUAAGGGUUCCAAAUACCAUGUGGGGUACCUAAACCUCCUAGAGGCCUCUUUGGGGUCUCCCAAUAUAUCAUAACGGGCAUAAAUCCCUCGGAUGGAUAAAACCCUGAAACUCUUCUAUAUUCCAUAAUAUUGUAAUCAAUUUGAUAUCUCUGCGUUUCCAUUUAGUUUGUUUAAAAAGCAUCAAUCAACGUGUCAUUAAGAAUAUGUUCUGAUGUUCAUCGCAAACUUUGGAAUUCUAAUAUUAAAAUUUUAAUCAUUAUAUAUCUUGUAACCUCAACCAAGUUGUGUAUAGUUGAGGUUGAACUUAUAUUUCCCUUUUUCUCUUGUUCAUACGAAUGUUGAUUCUUUUUCAGAUAAUACAAAAAGUAAAAAGAUUUGGAACCCCCUGCCCUCGUGCUGUUUCCCAUCAGUCCCACCCAGAACUAAAAAUGGAAAGAGUCUCUUUAAAAGUGAACUUAAUAACCAAUGAGCCCUCCAAGCGCUUAAGCCCAGAAAGGAGCCCUCCCAAGUCUGAAACAGUUAGAAGCCCUCCCAAGUUUUGUAAUCACUUGGAAGCCCUUCAAGUGUAAAAACGCAGUUGGGAGCCCUCACAGUUCGAAGCCCUCCCUUAAAAACAGUUUCGUUCGAACCUCAGCAAAUUAGGAGAGCCCUCCCUCAGUCUCCAACCUGCAGGCUCUAAUCCCUCCCUCAGUCUCCAACCUGCAGGCUCUAAUCCCUCCCAAUUAUUAAAGGAUGCCCACCCUCCCAAUCAGAAGAUCCCUCCCAUCAAUGGAGAACCCUCCCCUGCCCUCCCAUCUCCCAGAUAGGCCUGAGUUAAAUCAAGCAUCAUUGAUUGGCAAUGAUCGUGUGCCAUCGUCAGAUCAUCGUAGGACGAGGAAUAUCGCUGAAGUCUAUCCAAUAUCUGAAUUCUUUCAUUACAAAGGUCAGGCAACGGAUUGAGUGAUAACGGAUGAUGUAAUUGGUGCAGAAAAUAUUUAAUAGAGGAGCAGCAGAUCAUUCUUAAUUCUACAUGUAGAGUUCAUGAUAUACAUGUGUUUCAAAAUAAUCAGAUUUUAAAUACAAAUUUUGAUGAAA